CUACAGGAUGACUUAUAUUGGAGAAAAUCAGCCACAUGAGACAGGGAAUUCGAAACCAUUAACUCAGUCUCACAGCUUACAGGAUCAAGCACAUUUAAUGGCUCUGACAUCUGAGUGGGGACAUAGCGUUUUUGAGGAAGUUCAGUAGCAGUCUUAUCAAAAAGUUUCUCUCUCGGACUCUGCAAAGAACAAAUUUUUACAACAAUGAAUGGCCAAGAUAAGGAACUUUUUGUACUUGUAAAGUUGCACAUGGACAGAUGCUAUAAAAAUGGUGUAAACUAUAUGAGAAUAACAGACGAUUCAUAAGAACAAUUACUGUUAAUAAAUAAUUUAACCACACCACAGACUUUACAUCCAAACUCAAAGACUGACCCAAAAGGUUUGUUCUUAAUGAUAUUGGAUCCUAAAAUAAAAUGUAUAAAAUUAAAAUUAUAGGGAAUCUGAUGAAACUUCUUUCAAGGAUAUGGUCCAAUUUUCGGCAUAUGCAUUUGUUCAUAUACGAAACAAACCUUUGGUCUUAAUGUUAAGAUAAUACUAGCGCCAAGCUGGAAACCGGUAGGAAUUAAAAUUAAACUUGUGAGAUCCAGGGACUAUUGGCAUCUAUAUCAGGUCACGGGGCAUGUAUUACCCAGAAUGCCCUUGGCGUCCCAUGACCCACCAGUUACUUUCCAACCACCUUCAAGAUAAGACGCGUUACUUUCUAUCUGUUUUAAAGCAGAUUUUAGUUUGCCCGAUUUCAUUUCAUUUCACUUUUUAAUUUUUCUAUCUCGGGUGUGCUCAGUGUGGGUGUGAUCUGAAGGGUGUGUACAUUGCGAGAUGGAUUUUGUUGCUUCAUCAACGGGAACUUCUUCCACUUCUAGGAAGUGACAAAGGAAAUGCCCUGGAGUGAGUGGGUUUCCUUGUUCAAUUUCUAACUUCGGUGUCGACAGAUCCUCAUCCAACGUGUAGUAGGUGCAGAGAAAACGUAUUGUUCAGUUUGUCGUGGUUGGUCGGUGGAUCAGGAGGAAGUUUUAUGAGAAAGGCCAGUACAAGAGAAAGGAGCGACACCAUCUUUGGAUGACCAAGCGUCGCUGGCUUCUGUUGUGUCGGCAAUACACCAGACUGCUCCAUAUGUUUCGUCGCCUGUUUUUUAUUUUCCCAUACUCCUUCAGUUUCUUCUAGUGAUUCGCUAUCGGAAACUCGAGGAGGGGUUUUGGGUAAUUUUAUAAAUAAUUACGCUCCGCUGUCCCGGUAGGGAGGGGAGGAGCAUCGCCAUCUUUGUUCCAGGUGACACCUCCCGAUGCGCAGAGAAUGGAAGGUACGUGGACAGCUUUAGGCCUACCAGGCAUACCAACCUUGGAGGGCUUGCGGUCUCAUUAUAUGGCGUCGCGAUUCCAGCAGAGCCCGACAGCGCUGAAUGUUCCCCAUCCCCCUGGCCUGCACUUUAUGGGAAGCAAUGCCACGGCUACGUCAACAACUUCAAUGUUUCUGACAAUGCAGAACAUUGAAGAUAGUUUUGCUGCAAACGCAGGGAUGCCAGCAGCAGCCUCCCAGUCACUCCCUACAAGAUUGGUGACGUCACAACAGGCACCACAAACCAACAUGGCAGAUGCGAUGACGUCACAGCCUACUGCUUCUCGAUCUACUUCGCUACCUCCUGAGCCAAAUACGCUUUCUGACUCGUUGGUACACACAGUCAUGAAGAAAUUGCAAGAUCUAGAGAAGUUGGUUAAGAAAGACAAAAAGAAAAGGCUGAUUCGUAUUCGUCUUCUUCCUCUAGCUCAGCAUCAUCGCCAAGUUCGAUGGCGUCACUGCGUGUACCAGUCAAGCGUUGGAGGAUACGGGACUUCAUGACUGAUCCUCGGGCCAAGAGGAGAAGAGUGAAUUCUUCAUCUUCGGGCCAGGACUGUCACAGCCCAGUCAGCAAGAAAGUCAAGAAGUCAGUGGCUGGUAGGCUUAAAGCUAAAGGACGAAGCCGUUUACAAGCAUUCGAACGAGCGAAAGCGUCGACGGUCUCUGGGCUAGCAGCCAACGCGGAGAUGCCAGUAGAGACUACAAAGAGUCUAAGAGAGACUACAAUGCCGUUGGUAAAAUCAACGAUGGGCGCAAAGAGUGCAACAAAGAAUACAGAGCAGAUACCAGUUUCGCCUGUGAGACCUUUUAAAAUACGGAGAAAGGAUGAAAGAGCUCUCAUUAAAAGGUCGAAUAAUAGAGAGUUGGUAACCUCGUCAGGUACGUUGGUGGAAGGCAUUGUUCGCCUAGAUGAGGGAUCAAGGUUGAAUUCUCCGACGCUCGUUGGAGACGAUAUCAAUAGUCAUAGAGAGGAAAUCAGCUCGGUUUCGAGAGAGCCUUCAUCUUGGAGGUAUAAGCGAGAUUCUCGCUCUAGAUCUGCGAGCAGAGAAGGAGUUAGGCAGUCUCGUUCUCCUAAUGACUAUUCGGGAUCGAGCCGUCGGCGGCCAUCAGAGAUCAAAGAUGCCAUGGCCGUAGGAUCAGACGGCCAUGAAGCACCCGGACGUUUGUCAGCGGAUAGUAGUGAGCUAGCGUCUCCUGUGGCUGAACACAGUACGUUAGAACCAGAGGUGGGAGAAAAUCAAGUGUUUCUGGCUUUGUAUGCGGAGGCGAUUGAUUUGAUUCGUCAAUUCAAUAACCUUUCAGGGAGCACGGAGACACCUGCCAGUAUGCUUCCUCCGGGGAUUGACAUGGUGUUUGGAUUGAAAAAGGAUACGAAAGUGUCGUAUGAAUUGCCUUGUUCAAGUCAUGCGGAGUCCGUUUUACAACACGUAAAUGCAUGGAUUGCAGGAAGGGAUAAUUCCUUAAGAACAAACAGAUCAUUUAAGUUUAUCCCACCCCCAAUGAUGAAACAAGAAAUAUUAUACGACACCAAUGGUUCCUUUGCUAUCUAGACAAAUUAACCCAAAUGUGGUAAGGUAAGGCCUGGAUUAACCUUGGAUCAAGUUGAGAUGGAAUGCCCUUCGAUGACUUGCCAGAAGGCUGCUACGUUAGAAGCGACGGCUUCUUCCGUCUUUCAGACUGCUUCUUGGUUGGAUCUUUGGUCAACAGCAGCGGUGAAAAUUGCAUCCUCAGAGGUAACGAGAAAAGUAGUGGAUGAAUCAAUGUUUAUCAGGUUGCUACAAUCAGGUUCCAAAGCAAUUGCGUAGUUGACAAAUUCAAGUGCCAAUGUAUGGGCAAAUAUCCUGUUAAUGAGGAGAGAUGCAGCUUUGGCUAGAUUAAGCCGCACUGUUGAUUUGGAUUCCCUGCUAGCUAUGAGGAAUAGGGAUAUCCCAGAGUCGCAAUUGCUGUUGCCAGAGGGCAUACUGGAAGAGGCUAUAGAUAGAAGGAUGGACACUAACGAUAGAUUAGUACAGCAGGCAGUUAGAAAAACAUCCACAAGUCAAGCUAAUCCUAUUGAGGUAAGGCAGCAGCGAAUACCUCGAAAGAAGCCAGUAAGACAUAACAUCCCUAAUAGAGCAACAAGACCCUCUUCCCCAAAGAAGUUAGCACACCAGCCCUUUCACGAUAGAAAUAACAGAGAAAGUGGGAUUAGGGGAAGAGGGAGAGGUUCAAGACGAUAGGAUGGGCGCCUCUCAUCACUCAGCCACACCAGUGGAGGGUUGCCUGGCAAAUCACUGGAAGGUGUGGCAGGAAUUUGGAGCAGAGCAGUGGGUAGUGGAUUUUCUCAGGAUCAGUUAUUUGAUUCUGUUCGAAGUAACCCCACCCCUGACAGAACCACCAUUACCUCACCUAGCUUAUGCUCGGGAACCUCAGAAGGCAUUUAUUCUGCAAGCGGAAGUGAAGAAGAUGAUGGAAAAAGGGGCUGUGGAGCAGGGGCUGUGGUCAAGUAUCCAUUCUGUCAAAGGGGUUUUACAGCAGGAUUUUCCUGGUCCCCAAGGCCAACGGGGAUUGGAGGACAGUAAUAGAUCUGUCAACAUUUGUUUAUAAGAAAAACCAGAUUCAGGAUGGAAACCCCAGAGACGGUUCUACAAGCAGCCAGGGUCAAGGACUUUAUGUUGACAAUCGACUUGAAGGACGCAUACUUUCAGAUCCCAGUCUAUCCGUCUUCCAGGAAUUUUCUCUGCUUCAGUCUUGCAGAGAAAGUUUUCCAGUUCAAAGUCCUGUGCUUUGGAUUGACGUCUCCUCAAGUUUUUACAAGUGUUCACUCUCGUGUCAACAUGGGAGCAUGCUCAGGGGAUCAGGCUAAUAAGAUACCUAGACGAUUGGCUGGUGAUAGCAGAGUCCAGAGAGGUCCGGAGAGAAGUUACUUCGGAACAGGGUGACCCUCCUGCAGUUUUGUCACAGCUUUGCAUUUUUGGGUUGUGGCUUAUCCCUUAACGGACGGACCACCUCAUAUGGGUAGCAAUAAUGCAUUCACGAACAGACCACCCUACAUGAGUAGCAAUAUCCACUUAUGGGUGGUGGACUGGCCCAAUCCUGGUGAGCAUCAGUAUUACAAGCCAUCGAUUUGGCGGAAUCAGGCGGGGAAAGAAGUGCCAUUACUUCCAUAGGCCAUAAAUUCACUAAUGGCAACUUUUAGACUAGCUAAGAUCAAGGAAACUGGCUGCUCAGGGAUUACAGCCAGUUAGUAAAUUUACGUAAAUACUUGGCGACGAAUAUGCUCAGAAUUUGUUACUGAUUUUAGUUCUUAGUUUUGAUAAUGUAUGAGCUGUAAUUCUAACUUUACAAAAUAAACUUAUUAGAAAAAAAACAUGUAUGUUUAACUUGGUCAAAUUUACGGUUCUCACAAAAGAGGCCCAAAAGGCGUUGUAAACAGUCAUUUUCAACUUCUCGUAGAAGGUAGGGAAAAUUUUUUAAAUUUAUCUUCCUCUUUCCAAGGAUGAAUUUUUUCUUAAAGUAGUCAACCUCAAAGUUUACCAUGGCCUGGGGUGCUGCUUAUUGAUUAUUUAGCCUGCUCUUAAUGAUUAAUUAUCAGUGUCAAUGGUUCAUCAGAUGGUGGAACGAAAUUAGAAGACCAAGUAAUAUUACUUUAAUGUGGAACAAUAUUUGGGAAUGAACACCACCAGAACCCCAUGGUCUUGUGGAUAAAAAAAAAAUUGAUAAAAGAUUUCUGGUAUAGACUAUAUUUACAUGACUUGUCAUCAGUAGUAUGAAACAAAGACUUCUAAUAUAGACUAUAUUUAACUUGGCUUUUCAUCAGCUGUAUGAAACCAAUCUAAUACCAACCUCAGAAGUCUACUUAAGAGGUCUGGUAAAACUAAGCCCUAUUAUAAUUAUAAUAAUGACAAAUUAGGUAAUCAAAUUGCACAAGAAUUGGGUUCAACAGAGGCAAAAGCUGCUUAAUGAUGUCCAUUGUACUAUUUCUAAUGGUUAACCACACAAUUAACGAACUGUUGUAAAACACCACUAUUGGGUUUCUGUUUGGAUAAACAGGAAAAUGCUCCUGACAAUGACAACUGUGGCAAAAUAAAUAAUAUUUAUGAACACUGAGGAUGUAAUGCAACUGGUUAAUUGUUAACUUAUAUCAUAAGCGUCAUUUUUUACAUUUGGACUUUAUGAUGAUUAAUUACCUUAUGUAGACAUUUGUUUUAGGAUUAAUUAUCGUAAAAUUAAUCAUCCUAAAAUCCAAGUUUACUUUCCAUUCUUAUCAUUAUCCAUGAACAUUUUUCUGUUUAUCCGACCAAAACCCAAUAACGGUGUUCUACAGUAGUUUGUUGAGUGGAAUAGUAAAAUGGACAUAAUUAUGCUAAUAAGGAGAGCAAAUAACAGCUGCUUAUUUCUCAUGGCCAAACCAUAUAACAAAAGUGAGUCGACUGCAGGCAAAAAAUUUGGGAGUAAAACAAUAUUAAAAUACUUCUCUCACCUGUAGAGUCACUGUCAGCUUCUGGAUAGAGGAGAAGGUCUGGGCGGUUUCUUCUUAGAUGUCUGGUUGCCAUAAGGCCAUUCACAAACCUCUUGACCUCUGGCUCAAAUUCAACAGGAACCUAAAAUUCAAAAAUCAAAUGAACAAAAAUAAAUACAAGACCUACAAACACUGAUAAAAUUAUACAGCCUGGAGUGCAACAAACACCAACAUAACCAUGAAAUAAUAAGGUAUUAUCCAACAACCAACAAUAUACAUCUUACAACUGCACAAUAUAUGAUAAAGGACUCUUUCACCAGUGAUAAAUAGCCCUGGAGAAAUGUGUACUGUAACAAUAAAAUUUAUGUAAAUAUAUUCAAAAGCAAGUGUUCCCUUAAAAAAAAAAAAAAUCGUGCAGGCCUGUCUAUCCUCAGUUGGUGGUAGUUCUAUACCAUUCCUCAUCUUCAACACAAAACCCUAUAAAUGAGUACAAGUCACCCAUGACAGAUGUUAGUUAUAUAAUCCUCAUCAAAGGAGAAGCCUGUAAAUGUUUCAAUGAUGGAAGGAUAUCGUCCAACUCAAAAAUACUAAGACUGUCCAGUCAAGAUAUCUUGCAACUCAAUAAUGGAGUUGAAAAUAAAAAGGAAUUGUUGUACAGCAAGCUGCAAACUAAACUAAAUCCCAAAUUUGAGAUGGCUACACCUGAAGAAAAUCUGGAAUAGAGUCAUUGUGCAUCUUGGGUUCUAAAUGCAUUCCAUGUUUAAAACCUACAUGAAAUACAGAAGGGACCUAAUCAUCAUAAAAUCAAUUAAUUCCAUUCUCCUCUAUCCAUUGCACUUUUAUUUGAUCCUUGUUCUCCUUGGUUCCACUUUUCUCACAUAGAAUAUAAAAUCUAGGAAAAAGACCAAGCACUGGGACCUAUGAGAUCAUCCAGUGCUGGAAGGGAAACUGAGAGCAAAAAUGUUUUAAAGGGGAUAACAGAAGGAAUGAAAAAAUACUGUUAGGAGAGUGUGGAAAGUAAGGCUGAGGAGAAUCUGAAAGGGGUUGCAGUUUGGGGCUUAAUGCCAUGCAGUGCAUUGACAGCACUACCCCUGUACCAAUGACCCCUGCAGGGCCUUUUUCUUUCAUGAUUUUCUUUACCAUCUUGCUGGUAAGAAUUACAUCAGUGUGCUAUGAGAUGGCUACUCUCUCUUAUGAUGUGACAAAACCAUUUAAGCAAUUUUCUAGCCUAUGAACUCCAUCAGUCAAUCUCAACACUGUGGCCACCUUUCCCAAAUAUCUUCAGUCAUGAAUGAAGAAGCAAAAUUUAUGAAUUACUCUUAAAAAUUAGAAUAUUACAGACUUCUAUAAGCUGAAAUGCAUACCGAUAGGAAUACUUACAGAUAUAUUAACAAAACCAGACUGCGCUCGUGGUUCAGUUCUCUCAACAAUUUCCAGCUCAAAUGUCCUGGUUGUCCUUUUACGCUUCUGUCCAACUUUAAUUUCCGAAGCUAACUGCCUAACCUGUAAGUGGUAAAUACAGUUAUAUGGUAAAAACAAAAUUAACAAAUUCCAUUACAGUGUACAGAAACAAAUCAGCAUGGUACAGAGAGAUACUUGGUUACCAAAGAGUUGAUACACUUGUACAGAUAUAUGGUUACCUAAUAUUUGAUCGACUAUGAACACUGGUAAUAGCAGAAAAAUACAAGAGACCACUCUUGGGAGGCUCUUUGUUGAUUUGUACAAAGAACAACAAGAGUAUACAUACCCUCUGACCUGUCCCUUCAUCUAGACUUGGUGCAUUUACUGUGUUAUUUGAAUUGGGAUUUCUAGUUCUCGUAGCUUGUCUCUCUUCAUUCACCAUGUCUCGGUAUGGACACUUACAACAUUUUAUAUCCACAAUCUGUCGGCCAAUCACCCUUCCACUCUUACUGCAAAGUAAACAAGUAAUUUGUAAGUAUAGAUUAGUUUCACAUUUAAAAUGUAAAAACCUCUUUACUUAAUGCGUGCAUGCCCAGCAUAAGACAUAAGACACACUUUUGUAUUUUUACACAGUAGAAUAUUUUUACUCAUUAAAACCAUGUACUCAUAAAAACCCCGUUCCAAAUAUGAAGUUCGUGCUUACGUCACAAACAUUAUGAAGGAAUGAACACAAAAAUAUUUACACAAACCUGCAAUGAAGUGUUAAAACAAGACUAAAGGGUCUUCUGUUUGGUCCUCCAAUGCAAGAUGUCAGGCACAUUAAUUUGAAAAGUAUUGUUGAAUGACUCUCCCCUGGUGGUGGUCGAGGCAAAGGUACAGUAACAACCCGUCGCUCAUCAGGAAGCAUUCUAUAAUGGCAAUGUGAACUCUCUAUCUGCACAAUAUGAUCAGCUGCCUCUAUGUCACCUGUUAAGAAAAAUAAGUCAACUGUUCUUAAAGUAGUAAUUGAAAGACUGGAAUCAAUAAAAUGUAAAACUUGAA
Molecule: messenger RNA, 8215 nt
Organism: Macrobrachium nipponense
Lineage: Eukaryota; Metazoa; Arthropoda; Malacostraca; Decapoda; Palaemonidae
Exons: 2
Coding region: 1782-2882 (366 amino acids)
Source: RefSeq, a predicted model, not a curated record